This is a messenger RNA of Vicugna pacos (alpaca), 1288 nucleotides long. The record is from RefSeq and is a predicted model, not a curated record. NCBI's taxonomy places the organism in Eukaryota, Metazoa, Chordata, Mammalia, Artiodactyla, Camelidae.
AUGAGAUGUACCUGCACUUCACACCAGGAGGCUCAGGGAGCUGAUGUCUUUCAUGUUGAGGCCUUGGCCUCGAGUCGGCAGAUGGGAGGUAGACCAGCACCUGCUGGCAAUCAAGGGACGAUCCUGAGAGAGGACUGAGAGGAGCACCCACCAGAAAGAGGGGCCCAGAGAGCUCCCGACUGUCAGUCUUGAAGGCCCCAGACAUGGCUGCUAGGCUCAGGCCCCAGACACUUCCUGCUGGGGUACCCGAGGGAAGUGAGAGGCAUGGUCUGCGCCCAGCGGACUCAGCUCAGCAGAGGGAGAAGCCCCAGGACCCGCUGAGAGCCCACGGAAGGUGCACGUGCUCCUCGACCCGCCGGCUCUCCCCUGGAACCCCGCCCCUGCUGUCCUCCCAGAGGCCCGGAUGUGCGUGACCAGAAGCCAAAGCGACGUCCCUGUCACCACACUCAGGGCCUGACGCCAUUCCUGAGAGCUGCCGCCCAGGGUGAGCAGAGGGAGGAGCCCCGCGUCCUGUCAGGUGUCCAGGUGUCCUCCUCGCCUGCUUCCCUGCCCGCAGUCCUGCCUGCUGCUGUCCCUGACCUGUGUCAUCAUGCCUCGGGGGCAGAAGAGCAAGCGCCGUGCCCGCAUGAAGCGCUACCAGGCCCGGUUGGAGACCCAGAAUCUCCAGGGUGCACGGGCCACUGAAGCUGCCGCAGCAGAGGAGGAGACCCCCUCCUCCCCCCCUUCUGUUUCUCAGGGUUCUCCCCCGAGCUCCCCUGCCGCUGGCACUAGCCAGCAGCCUGAGGGAGCCGUGGCCCCCGGCUCUCCCGAGGCGGGGGGUGCGUGCUCGGGGUCUGAGCAAGGUGCCCAGAGCCAAGAGGAGAGGGCCAGCGCCUCCCAGGCAGCAUGCUCCGCUCAGAGCUCUCUCAGAGAUCCUCUGACCAGGAAGGCGUGCGAGUUGGUGCCGUUCCUGCUGGAGAAGUACAAGACCAAUGAGCCCAUCACGCAGACAGCCCUGCUGAAGAUCGUCAACAGGAAGUACAAGGAGCACUUCCCCGAGAUCCUCAGGAGAGUCUCUGAGCGCUUGGAGCUGGUCUUUGGCCUGGAGCUGAAGGAGGUCGACCCCAGCAGUCACUCCUAUGCCCUGGUCUGCAAGCUGGGCCUCCCCAGCGACGAAAAUCUGAGUGGUGAUAGGGGGCUGCCCAAGUCUGGUCUGCUGAUGACGCUCCUGGGCGUGAUCUUCCUGAAGGGCAACCGUGCCACCGAGGAGGAGGUCUGGGAGUUCCUCGGUGCGUUGGGGGUCCACCCU